CGUUCGAGUAUAUGGUUUCGUAUGCCAUCAGUUUAUUGUAAAAAUAUUUGUUUUUGUGCUAUUGCAAUAUAAUUUAUUCAAUAAGAAUUCACGAGAAAGGUUCCCGGAACAAUAAAAUCGUGCUUAAUACUUAAUUGUUGUGUCAAAAAUAAUGUAAUUUGACAUAAUCUUCUUUGUUUUGAUGUGUACUCGUAUAUUGAUUUAUCGCAUGCGAGCGACCUGAUUCUAGUAUUUGUAAUGUGUAUCCCGUAAAUAAUUAAUAUAAUCAUUAGAAGAAACAGCCCUAAAGCUUGAGAAUGAGUUUUUGACAGUGAUUUCCAUAUUGGGGCAAUGUGUUGGUGCAAUGAGGCGUAUAAAUUGAAUUUUUCGUGAAUUUGAAAAGUGAAAUAGGAGUGUUGCUUCCCGUCAUAGCAUGCAUUUAUCACGAUGAUGACGCCUGUUGAGGAGAAGAAAGAUGAAAAGAUCCGGACAGGCAUGGUGCAGGUGUCGGACGGCAAGUCGCGCCCGCGGCCGGCGCGGCUCGUGCUCACCAUGGACGCGGUGACCGUGCAGCGCGAGCUGCCUGUGCAGCAGCCGCCGCGAGACAAGUCCGUGCCACACGCCAGGGAACGGAUGGUGCAAAUAAACCGGCAGAAGGUGGGCGGGCUGGGUUUGAGUAUAAAGGGCGGCGCGGAGCACAAGCUGCCGAUCCUCAUCUCCAAGAUAUACAAGGACCAGGCGGCCGACCAGACGGGGCAGCUGUUUGUCGGCGAUGCAGUUAUUAAAGUGAACGGUGAGUACAUAACCGCGUGCAAGCAUGACGACGCGGUCAACAUCCUGCGGAACGCUGGAGACAUAGUGGUGCUGACUGUCAAGCAUUAUAGGGCAGCCACGCCAUUCCUGCAGAAGCAAGCGGCGGCGGACGGCGCGUCGGACACGGACAGCAGCACCGGCGACGACCACCCCUCGCACCACAACACUGUCGACGCCAACUGCAACUCCGAGAAGAGCGAACACACCAACGGCGGCUGGCAGAGCGCGUGGUGCGAGGCGGAGGAGCCGAGCCGGCCGCCCUCCGCCACCUCCGCCCUGUCCGCCCUGUCCGCCGCCUCCGAGCGGCACGACGGCGCCCGGGAGUGGGUCGACGUCGUCUCCGUUCCUCUGAUGAUGGGUUAUGUGACGCGAUACGUGAUGGGCACGGACAAACUUAGACCCGGAGCAUUUGAGGUACGUGGCGCCCGCCCACACCUCACGACUGGCAUCAUCCACGUCGACGAUCCUGUGGCCCUCUCGCAGUGGCUCAAGAGCAUCUCCGACAACAUCAUCGGACUCACCAACUUACAGAUGAAGGUGCUGAACCGGCAGCUGUGCGUGGGCGAGCGCAUGGAGUACAUGGGCUGGGUGCACGAGGGCGUGCUGUCGCCCGCGCAGCCGUGGCAGACCUACCGGCCCAAGUUCCUCGUGCUCAAGGGCACAGACGUCAUGCUCUUCGAUGUGCCGCCGAUGAAUAUAAGCGAGCUGGCGAAAUGCCCAGAGAGCCUGAAGGUGUACCAGACGAUGUUCCGCACGGUGAAAGAAAGCGAGACGGUGGACUGGCGGCAACACUGCUUCCUGGUGCAGAGCAGCGGCGCGGGAGUGGGUGGGGUGGGGGGAGUGGUGGCGCCGGGCCCGAGGUACUUCAGCGCAGACACGCGCCGCGACCUGCUGCGCGUCGAGGCCGCCUGGACCGCCAGCAUCGUCGGCGCCGUCGUACGACUUGGUAAAAAAACGUUCACAGUGGUGCACUGCGGCCGCGCGGCGGGACUCACGCUGGACUGGGCGGCCGGCUUCUCCCUCAGCGACGCCACGCCGGGGGCGCCCCCCGUCUGGGCAUACAGGUUCUCGCAGUUGCGAGGUUCGAGUGACGACGGCAAGUCGAAACUAAAACUGCAUUUUCAGGAUGCGGAGACCAAACUUAUUGAGACUAAAGAGCUGGAGUGUCAGAUCCUGCAGAGCCUGUUGUUCUGUAUGCACGCGUUCCUCACUGCGAAGGUGGCGUCCGUCGACCCGGCGUUCCUCGCAUCCAUACAACAAUCUAACUGAAUAUUAGAGGCAGCGCUGUUCAAACCGUUCGCAGUUUGCGUGUGACCGACGAGCGUUUGAACCGCGGUUGAAAAAACGCGAAAAAGUGAAGUUAAAAAAACGCUCGUUGCCAGUUGUUAGCUUCCGUUUGUUUAAUUUAAUACGGAUUAGAGAGUUUUCGUAUGUUUUUUUAUGCUACCACCAACUAAAUAUUGAGUUUUGAUAUUCAGUGUAGAUUAUUUUACAUUAAGUGACAGAUCUGUUCGUUCAGGUCAAAAAAUAAAAAAUAAAUGGUGGUAAACUAAAGCUCACUUACGCUCUGUUAGAUAUAUAAUUGGCAGCAAGAAGAAUGAAAAGAAUGGUUAUGAAUGUAGUGUAUAGGACGACGGCAAAUUAUUCGAAUUUAUAAGAUUUUAAUAUUAUUCACGAUCGUUACAUUCUGAUAGGUUGUAUGUCGUGUUGAGUCUGAUCUGUCGGUGACAAAAAAAAAUAGGAAUGUAAAACACUUAUGUUAUAGUUUCUAUGAGUGCUCAGUCGGUAAUGAAAAGACAAUCAUGCCACGGACCUGACUCCGCACGGCUGUAUGACUAACAGCCGUUUUCAAUAAACGAUCCCAAUCGAUUUUUUCGAUCUAUCUCAAAAAAUGACCAAUCAACAACAAAGAAUAUUGUGACGAACUUACAAAUGAAUUAUUGUGAUUGGUUCAUUCUCGGAAUCGGAUCGAAGAUUGAGAUUGGCGUUGAUUAUUGAAAGCGGCAGUUACUCUGAAAUAGUUAAAUUCGAUUGGCGAUUAUAUCGUUUAUUUCAAAAUUUAUAGGCAAUUCACCAAAUAGUUGGUAUUGGGCCAAUAUUGGCUACAAAUCUUCCAAUAUACAUAUAUUUCAUUAUGCUUAAAACAUGCAUGCAAUAUCGACUACUGUUUUUAAAAUAAAUUAGGUAUAGGGCGGGACUAACUUCACAUUGCAAUUAUUUCUUUGUAAUCGAUUUAUUUAUAACAUCGAAACUAGUCUAAACUAUAUUUGACUAUUUUGAUUAUCCCAAUAAUGGGAUCAGAAACAUCUAAAGUAGAGAUGUUUUUUUAUAAAAUCCAAUCGAUAAUAGAUUGUACGGUGUUCAAUUUAAUCGAGAAUCGGAGUAUCGAUUGUUACCAAUCAUUAUUCAAAACUUACAAUUCCUUAAUGAUAUUGAUUUAACAGACAAAAGAUUAUUAUAAAGAAUAUUACAACUAAAUGUUCGAUAAAUAUAGCUACUAUGAGGCUUAUUUUUUUUUUCUUGAUUCUAUUAAAUUUAAUAUUUUGGACCAAAUAAAUGUUAUGAAAUAUCUCGAACCCAAACAGCGAAUCAAAAGACUUUAGGCUUAUUAAUAAUUAUUUAAAUGUUUUAUUUUCUACCUCGCGAUUCUCGACUCUACCGUUUGAUCAGUAUUUUUUGAGGCUAUCAAGCUAGUUAGUUUGAAAUAUCGAUCCUUUUUUAUAUUCCUAACAAUGUUAUCCUUCCUUCUACGAUGUCUUAAUAAGACAUUUUCGAAUAAUAAAUUACGGCAGUGUUCAAAUGUAUUUUGAUUUGAUAAAGUAAAACUGAUUUGUAAUUGGUCAUGCUGAAAUAUUUUUCAUAUUAUCCGAAAAAGUGAAACGAUUAUUUAUCAAUAAAAAAAUCGAUAAAAAGUGAUCGUUUAAUAUAACAGGACUUUCACUCUAUACAUAUUUUUUAAACAAGCAAUGAUUUUUUUUAAUAAUAAUCAAAUGGUAGUACCUCAUCUCCUGCAUGACGAUUAAAUAGAAAAUAUACGAAAUAGUAAAAAAAAAUAUUGUUAUCAAUAAAUGUAACAUUGAUUUUAAUUUUCGUAGAUACUAUAAAAUAUUGACAAAAGAAUAAAAAUCGACAUAAUUUAAUAACUUUGUUUAAAAAUGGGAUAGAAAAGGUAAGGUCUAAAAAAAGGUAACGAAAAAAUAUCGAUAAUUUUUUUAAAGCGUUUUGCGUUUUAUCGACAUCGAUGUAAAAUAAAUUUAUUUGAAAAUAUAAUUGUUAAACGUUUGCGCUUGCUUCAUAUCAUUACAUUUAAGGAGAUUAUAUUUUAAACGCAUCAUUGAUACUAGAAAAUUAUUUUUUCAAUCUUGGAUAUUGUGAAAGACAAUUUUCAACUUGAAUAGACUUAUUUCAGUUCGAAUUAUUGGGGUAAUUAGUAUAUAGUUGGAGGUGACAUUGACCGCCCUAAAAUAUUUAUGUAGUUCUGUAUGCAGUUAAAGCUAAUUUCAAUGAUUGAAAAUUGUCUUUCAAUUUUAAAUCCAAGGUAAAUAAAGUCUAUAUUCAUUUGUUAAAACUAAACUUUGAUAUUUUAUGCCACGCGUGCGAAUAAAAGAUGGAUUUUUCAAUUUAUUAAUAUAAAAAUAAUUAUUCAUAUAAAAUUGGUUGAUCUUUCGUGGUGAGUGUUUGGAAAUGUUUAACGUGUGUGCUGAUGUUUGCUCAAAGUUAAAUUGGUUGUUUUUACGUAAUUAUAUUUAUUAUGUUUACACUAUGGGAGUCAGACAUAAACAUAACUGACUUAUCCAAAAUUAUGUGUGUACUCUUUGUGAAUUAUCUCUUGCUUUAAUGUUGAAUGAAUCAUCGUGAGAAAAUCUGCUACAUACCUGAGAAGUUCUCUAUAGGAAUUUUGAAGAUGUGUGAAUUGUACUAAUCUGCACUACAGCAUGGUGGACUAAGGCCUUACAACUCUCAGUAGUAGAGGAGGCCUGUGCGCAGCCGUGGAACAGUAUAAAAAAUGAAUAUGUUUAGAGGUAUUUCAAUGGUUAAGGUAAAAAUGAAUAAACCUUUGAAUUAAACGAUUCAUAUUAUCGCUUGGUUGUGCAGUAUUCGAAAAAAAACUUAAGUAAAAAGAAAUAGCAUUCUCUCAAGAUACAUGACCUUUAGUUUUAGACAAUCAAAACGGCAAUAUUUACAAUUAUAGGUUAAACAUUUUCGAACAACUACCAACGUCGUUUAUUUAAUAAAAUAUAAAACGAAAUCUCAAUUAAUCUCUUUUAUAUUUUAGUUGUAUAAGCAUUGCUUAGAAAACUAUUGUUGACUAAUGUAGUUAGGUUUCGUGUGAGUGUAACAUAUUAGUUAUUAACUUGUACUGUAUUAAUAUAUUCAGUUGAUUUAGCUGGCAACAAAUUUUACACUUAGCGAAAAAAAAAUCGUUGAUUUAAAAAAAUAUUUGUGAAAUGCAUUUUAUUUUUUAUUAAAAUGCAUUUCACAAAUAAUUAAUUAAUACAAUGAGACAUGCAAAUAGUACUACAGGGGUGCUGCACUACACUCGUCAUCUGUAACUGUGAUUCACAAUUAUUGUUCUGAUUUUCAUUGCAUUUAUUUCUAACUAACUCUACAGUUGAUUUUACACAUUACUUUGAAUUUUCAUAUGUAUAAAGUACCCCAUUUUCCCCACUGUAAAAAGAUGUUGCCAGCCAAAUUAACAUCUAGUUGUACUAAAAGAGUUGUGUACGGUCAAUUUUGUGCAUUCGAGGCUAUUAUAUGGAUGUGUGACACCAAUAUUAUACACCGUUUGGGUGAUUUAAUUUAGUAUUUCGUGAUAUACUCCGUGUGUGUGACUCUCUGAUGUAGUGUGAACAAAUCGAAAUGAUUUUAAGGAAUAUAUUACUGUCUUAUAUUGUAAUUUGUUUAUAUUUUUUUGAGAUUUAAGAUUUCCAGUCAGCAUACUCAUGAAUAUUUUUAUCUCAGAAAGAACACGAAAGGAUGAAUUUCACCCGAUAUUACUUGCUUAUCGCCACAAUAUUUGUACGUUGUUAAGGUUUAUCACUCCUAAAGUAGUGGCUUCCACCACAAAUUAAAUACUCAAUUACUGUAGUUUUAAUAAAUAAGUAGACAACAAUAUAAUGUGCCAACAAUAAAAUUCAUCUCUUCGUGUUUUAUUAGCAGAAUCUUACUCUGUUCCUUAAAAUUAAUUUGUUUUACUGAUAACUAUUGCUGUUUCGUUCCCACCGUAACGUGAGUGAGAGAGAUAGCAAAUCGAUUCCUCUAUAAAACCAAUAGUUUGUACUUUCUUAGUUAUUUAAAUUAAGUUUAAGCGAAUGGGGUAAGUUGUAUCGUUUUGUACACUUUACGCCAAUUGGAAAAAAAUACUAAUAUUUUAUAUUUAAGUUCAUAGUGUGAUUAACAUGUUCAAUAUCGACUUUAUUAUUGUUUCCUAUUUGGAAUAAAAUAGUGGUAACUCACAAAAAAUCUGCCGAAUUGAAAACCCCUUUUUUAACAGCAACGGCGAAUUAUUAUAAAGGUACGUGCCACUAAACUAAAGCCUAUAUCACCUACUAGACUCAAUAUUAAGCAUUAGGUUUAAACAGAAUUAACCUUAAAGUUGAUAAAAUGUGUCUAAAAUAUUUUUUUUGUCGACAGAAAUUCUAACAAAGAUAAUUUAUAUUAUAAUAUGGAUAGAACACUUAAAACCUUUUUUGUGAGUUAGCAUAUUUUAUGCUAUAACAAUUUAAACCUAUGCAAUUAACGUAACAAUUAUUCGUAACUGUAUCAAUCGAUUUGUCAAUUUAGAGGAAUUACUGAAGACUGAGUGUGAUGCGGCAUGAUUCCCAUUUUCUUACUGAUAUCGAUAUUCUAUAGUGACCCUAUUAGUACAUUUACUAAUUUAGUACAAUUACCGCCUUUAGUUUCUUGUAAUAUCGGCAUUAUGUUAUAGUAUCCUAAAUAUUUUUCGAGUCCAGUUUAGUAAAUUGAUUCAUUCUAUAUUGUAUUAACAAAAAUUGUGCACCUUAAUAUCGAUUUCGAAAACAAAAUAUAGUUGAAAUGUAACCGAGAAUACGAAACCGGGUAUUCAUUCAAUAUUGCUCAUAUUUUUAUGCUAUAAAUUGUUGUAGUAUUUCUACAAUCUACAAAUAUUGUCCACUUCUUCCAAAUCUGUUUUGUGUUGUAUACAUGUUUGACAUAAUACUCGUGUAAGAGUAUGACGAAAUGGUUAACCUAGGAAUGAAGCAAGAAUACUUGUGAAUAUUGUAAUAGGUUGUCAGUGCAGUAUACAUUACAUACAAUUGCAUGUAAAUUCUUCCUGUAUUCGUAUCUAUGAAUGGUCUAAGAGCUGACAGACAUUAUCAGAUCUUCAACUAGAAUAUUUUGUCUAUAACUAUAAAUAUGGCACUGUGAAGUGAGCAAUGUACUAAAUCUAACAACUUAAGAUAAACACAUUUAUUUCUAAUUAAUCAAUUUAUUUUUAGAGUAUAUGUUUAGUUAAAGCUUCCAAAAUUAAAGUGGCAUAAACAUUGCUAAAUAAUACGAUAAAUUAAACUUUAAUUGCUUGCUUCAUAGUUCCUUUUAGAAAUAAUAUAUCAAACAAUGUAAAACAUAAAUUAAUCCCAUCCAUUAAUAUUAGAUUGUGCCAGUUUUCACACAUCAUCCGUAAAGGAGACUCCCAAUAAUAGCACAUUAAUGCGGUGCUACACUCUUCAAGGAGUCAAGGUAGAUGAAAACAGGCAAUAAUGUCUGCGCUAUGUAAAUACAAGUUAUUCUCGUAAGUAAUUGGCGAAACAGGGAUAACACCACGCAUACUGCAGACAGUCUUGAAACCAAUGUAUUAUUUGAUUAUUUGUUCAACCUAAAUAUUAUGUUGUUCGGCCUAAAUUAAGCAAAAUGAAAUGUAUACUCGUGUAAACAAAUGGAAACGAAUCGCGUCUCGUAUUAGGUAUGUCCGCCAAAUUCACCGCGGCUCGGACGCCGGGCCGCGGUCACUCUGCCGGACUAUAGUUACGCCUAGUUAUUUAUACCUAUUGUUGAUCAUGUAAUAUUGUAUCCAUUAGUAAAAUAAUAAUACAGUCA
This is a messenger RNA of Manduca sexta (tobacco hornworm), 7851 nucleotides long. RefSeq names its product gamma-1-syntrophin (gene Syn2). Lineage: Eukaryota; Metazoa; Arthropoda; Insecta; Lepidoptera; Sphingidae. The record is from RefSeq and is a predicted model, not a curated record. The coding region runs from base 427 to 2061 and encodes 544 amino acids. The transcript has 13 exons. Gene Ontology annotation, cellular component: intracellular anatomical structure; dystrophin-associated glycoprotein complex. Gene Ontology annotation, molecular function: protein binding; structural molecule activity.